AUGAGACACUACCGCGGCUCUCUCAAGAGCCUCAAUAGAGUCACUACAAGACUCAGUACCCACCAGCGGAUCCCCCGACGAAGAUUAUCGCAUCGUCAACACCGCCAUCUCUGGACAUCUCCAUCCAAGAACGAUGCCAAGCAAGAAGCACAGCAAAAAUCUACGUUUCCAGUAGCAGUAAUUACCGGCGGGCUUUUUAUCUGGUGGCUCUACCCUUCUGACGACUUUGCACAGCUUUCCGGUAAACAACUAAGGCAGCGAAACCAUGAGGACUUUCCAAAGGACGAGAAGCAAGACAAGACUCAGGAUGGAGAAUCAGAUGCGGAUCAGUCGGCCUGGAUAAACUUUGCUCGCCGCUUCGAGACGUUCUGUAAGCUCAACGACGUUCAAUUCUCUUCCUUCUCCGACAAGGUCGUUAGUUAUCUCCUCCCUGAGUGGUCCAGACUUAUCCCAGGCUAUGUUCGGAAACUUCAGCAUGAACUCUCCAUGUCCCCAGGGUCUCUGGCCGACGAGAUUUGGCAAGACGCCCACGACCCCCUAAUCAAUCCCGAGAUUCGAUAUUCAGCCAAAGUUCGAGUUUCACCAAAUCUUUGCGAUGAGGAGAAGGAAUUUUUGUCCCGACGAAAACGAGUCGCCAGAAUAGGGCUGGCUAAAUAUCUCGGACUAAAGGAGGAGGAUGUCCAUCCAGAUGAUGUUCCGACAAUUGCCAUGUGCGGCUCUGGUGGAGGUCUGAGAGCACUCAUUGCUGGAACUGGAUCAAUUCUUGCCACAGAAGAGGAUGGGUUGUUUGACUGCGUCACAUACACCUCGGGCGUGAGCGGCUCAUGCUGGCUUCAAGCUUUGAGUCUCACAUCGUUCAACAAGGGAAACAUUCGUAACCUUCUCGAGCACCUCAAAGCUAGGGCCUCAACCCAUAUCGCCUACCCACCUGUGGCCUUCCAAUCUCUUGCUUCUAUGCCCACUAAUAAAUACCUCCUGAGUGGCAUGGUCGAGAAGCUCAAGGGUGACCCCAAAGCAGAUUUUGGCCUCGUUGACGUGUAUGGUGUCUUACUGGCAGCUCGGUAUCUUGUGCCGAAAGGAGACCUUGGGGUCAACGAUCGCGACUUUAAGCUCUCAAACCAACGCCAAUAUGUCCAGUACGGGCAAUUGCCAAUGCCCAUCUAUACUGCUGUGAGACACGAGAUUCCUGACUUGCCAGAGGCUGCUGAACAAGGCCCCAUCGAAGCCGAGAUCGCCAAAGAGAAAGCCAAGAAGGAGGCUUGGUUUCAGUGGUAUGAGAUCACUCCCUACGAAUUCUUUUGUGAAGAGUUUGGCGCCGGAAUCCCCACCUGGGCUCUAGGCCGCAGAUUCAACCAGGGAUGUGACGUUCCUCCUGAGGAUGGCUUCCAUCUUCCUGAACUUCGUUUGCCACUCCUCAUGGGAAUCUUUGGUAGCGCAUUCUGUGCAACUCUCAGCCAUUAUUACCGAGAGAUCAAGCCGCUUGUCCAGGGUCUGACUGGUUUUGGGACUAUUGAUGAACUCAUCUCGACACGAGACGAUGAUUUGGUCAAAGUGCAUCCUAUUGAUCCUGCCAAAAUACCCAACUUUGCCUACGGAAUGCACGGAAAAUUACCGGAAACCACGCCGACCAGUAUUUAUGACAACGAGUAUAUCCAACUUAUGGAUGCUGGAAUGUCCAACAACUUACCUAUCUACCCCCUCCUGCGACCGGGCAGAGAUGUGGACGUACUUGUUGCCUUUGAUGCCUCUGCAGACAUCAAAACCGACAACUGGCUCUCAGUCGCCGAUGGCUACGCCCGUCAACGCGGUGUCAAGGGUUGGCCCGUCGGCAUUGGCUGGCCCAAGCCUGGAGAAGCUACAUCCCAGCUGAGGCUAAACUCCGCGAAGCCAAAAAAGAAGCAGGAUGAGCUUCGCCAAGAAGCUCACGAAGAGGGCAAGCAAGUUAUGGCAGAGAAUGACAAGACCAAAUUCGAGCCUGGGGAUCAAGAGUCCGGCGAUCUGGGCUACUGCACUGUCUGGGUUGGGACCAACACAGAACGCAGUACUGAGCCACCCCCUCCCUCAAAAGCAAUCUCGGACGAGACAUCUUGGCAACUCAUGGAGCCUGAUGCUGGUAUUGCUGUUGUCUACUUGCCUUUUAUUUCAAACGAUAAGGUCCCUGGUAUUUCUCCCGGAACUACCGAUUACCUUAGUACAUGGAACUUCAUCUAUACCCCUGAACAGAUUGAUAAUGUCACUGCAUUGGCUCGAGCAAACUAUGACGAGGGAAAGCAGCAGAUCCGAGAUACCAUCCGCGCAGUGUAUCAGCGCAAGAAGAAGCUUCGCGAGGAAGCAGAAAUGGCCCAACGUCAGGAUUGUUAUCGAUCUCGUAUGAGGAGAGGCGAAGGCACCCGUCUGGGCGAAGGCGAUCAUUUCAGUUGA
Messenger RNA from Fusarium fujikuroi IMI 58289, 2421 nucleotides. Its product is annotated as related to phospholipase A2, cytosolic. Gene Ontology annotation, cellular component: cytosol. The transcript is spliced from 2 exons. Gene Ontology annotation, biological process: glycerophospholipid catabolic process. The coding region runs from base 1 to 2421 and encodes 806 amino acids. Gene Ontology annotation, molecular function: A2-type glycerophospholipase activity. NCBI's taxonomy places the organism in Eukaryota, Fungi, Ascomycota, Sordariomycetes, Hypocreales, Nectriaceae. The record is from RefSeq and is a predicted model, not a curated record.